AAGACAGGAAGCUUGACAAUGAAUGCGAAUGAAAAGCUUCCACUUCGGCGCCGUCACUUUCUUCCGCCAAAUCUUUUACCGAAGCAGCGAAGGGUUGGAGUAGAAGAGGAUUAGUUUGAAGAGAUCAGGGCGAAAAUAUGAAGUUGUCUUUGCUCCAUAACCAGCCAAAUCGCCGCAGCAGUUACCGCCAUCAGGAUUCAGGACUUGGAGGAGGCGGCGGCGGCGGCGCAGACUCAGCUUCCCCGUCAGCGAGCGUCCUCCGUUCCCCUACCGCCUCGUUCUGGAUCGUCCUCCAUGCCUUCUGCUGCGUCAUCAGUCUCUUCCUCGGAUUCAACUUCUCUCGUCUCGUCUUCGUCCUCCACUUUUCUCCCUCUGUUUACAACACAUCCGCCCCCGUCGUCCACACCACUACUACGACCCAGACGCCCUCUCUCUCGCUUGCCUCGCCUCCGCCUUCGCUUCCUCUGCCGGCAGAGGCGUCGCAGAACGAGACGAAGAGCCGCGUCGCGGUGGGGCGGCACGGGAUCCGCAUCCGACCGUGGGCGCACCCGGACGCGGAGGAGACCAUGCGGGCGCACUGGAUCAUCGAGCGCGUGCAGCGGGAGCAGCGGCUGCAGGACGGCGUGCGGAGUCCCCAGCCGCUCAUCGUCGUCACGCCCACCUACGUCCGUACCUGCCAAACGCUCCACCUCACCGGCCUCCUCCACACUCUCCUCCUCGUUCCCUUCCCCCUCACCUGGAUCGUCAUCGAGGCUGCCCCCGCCGGUCGUCGAUCCAAUGACACAGCGGCCUUCCUAGCCCGCUCCGGCCUCCACUACCUCCACGUUCACUUCCCCGAUCCAAUGCCGGAAGACUCACGCUACCGGCGGAUCACCGAAUCCCGCAUGCGGCUCCACUCCCUCAGAAUGGUGAGAGACCGGGGAAUGGACGGCGUCGUGGUGUUCGCUGACGACAGCAAUGUGCACAGCAUGGAGCUGUUCGACGAGGCGCAGAGAAUGAAAUGGAUGGGCGCCAUCUCCAUGGGAAUCCUCACGCUCAGCGCCGGGCUAUCAGGCACGACGGCCGAGGAUCGCCACUCCCCUGUGCCAAUCAACGGCCCGGCUUGCAACUCCUCCGGCCAUUUGGUCGGAUGGCACACCUACAACCCCCUGCCCAGCACCGGCGCCACCUUCAUCGGCGCCGGCAAGACCGUGCUGCCGGCGAAGAUGGAGUGGGCGGGGUUCGUGCUGAACUCGAAGCUGCUGCGGAGAGAGGCUGAGGGGAAGCCUACUUGGGUGAGGAACCUCGACGACGUGGGCAGGAAGGCAGAGGACAUCGACAGCCCGCUGUGUCUCUUGGAAGAUGCCUCCUUCAUAGAGCCGUUGGGAAAUUGCGGAAAGAAGGUCCUCCUGUGGUGGCUCCGCUCCGAGGCUCGCCAUGACAGCAAGUUCCCAACAGGAUGGACAAUAGAGCCGGUUCUGGAAACGACUGUUAGCAACCAAGACUCGAGCAACGAUAUGUCGACAUGGAGCAGACACGUCUCUGAAGAUCCAAACUGGUGAAUAAUAAUAAUAAUAAUAACUACCAAAUGGCACCAUGGCAUGGUUGCUUUGUACUUCAAGUGUUCCGUGAAGCAGCAAGCCGCGCAGCCAACUGAAAGUAAUCUGGCAUGUUGCGAAGCACUCGACCACCAUUAGGAUUCAAUAGCUCAGGCAUCAGCAUUGAAGUAGCCCGAGCAGGCGUCUUAAUUUCAGCUGAAACAACAUGAGUGUCUUUGGGAUCUGCUUCUAUUUGCUCUUUUCGUGCAAUGCUUGCAGGAUUUGAAGGAUAUCUUUCUCUGGACCAAACCUUUUCUUUGGUUCCAACCUGAACUGGUGAGGCUUCAUUGUUUCUAGUAUCUGGAUGAGUAGCUUUCC
Zingiber officinale is the source of this 1895-nucleotide messenger RNA. Its product is annotated as probable beta-1,4-xylosyltransferase IRX14. NCBI's taxonomy places the organism in Eukaryota, Viridiplantae, Streptophyta, Magnoliopsida, Zingiberales, Zingiberaceae. The record is from RefSeq and is a predicted model, not a curated record. Gene Ontology annotation, cellular component: Golgi membrane. Bases 138 to 1541 code for a protein of 467 amino acids. Gene Ontology annotation, biological process: glucuronoxylan biosynthetic process; plant-type secondary cell wall biogenesis. The transcript is spliced from 4 exons. Gene Ontology annotation, molecular function: xylosyltransferase activity; galactosylgalactosylxylosylprotein 3-beta-glucuronosyltransferase activity.